Enterobius vermicularis (human pinworm) is the source of this 231-nucleotide messenger RNA. NCBI's taxonomy places the organism in Eukaryota, Metazoa, Nematoda, Chromadorea, Rhabditida, Oxyuridae. The record is from the annotation of a GenBank genome assembly.
AUGAUGGAAGGUACUGAAAAACGUGCUGGUGAAGCAAUCCAGAUUCCUGAUGGUCUUCGGCCAUUACUGGAAGCAUUCGCCAAAGAAACACUAAAAUCUCAUCCAGAUGAUUUGGUUUAUUUCGGCAAAGUAUUUUUCGAUGAACUUUAUAAUCUGAAGGAAAGUAAGUGGUUAAUGCCAAAAUUUCACUCAAAGUUCCUCAUUAUGUUAUUUCAUGGGUUACUGGAAUGA